Molecule: messenger RNA, 2311 nt
Organism: Achroia grisella
Lineage: Eukaryota; Metazoa; Arthropoda; Insecta; Lepidoptera; Pyralidae
Product: ankyrin repeat domain-containing protein 13C
Exons: 1
Coding region: 317-1648 (443 amino acids)
Cellular component (GO): cytoplasm
Molecular function (GO): protein binding
Source: RefSeq, a predicted model, not a curated record
CAUUCACAUUAUACUACUUACUGCUUAUUCUUCUGUCUGUGGUAAUUCAGCUAAAAAAUGGAACAUAUAUAUCCUUUUGUAAAUGAAAUUGUUAUUUUGUUUUAAUCACUCAAAAAUAUUAUGUUUUUAAAAAUAAGUUUUAUAAAUAUCGGUGUUUCUAACAACGAAAUUAACUUAAAUUUGGUUAGCUAUGAAACAGGUACUUUCACCGAAGUAUUUCUUAUCUCAUUGAUUAGAUUAUCUUCAAAAUUGUUUUAGGCUUUCACUAAUUAUUGCAUCUUGCCAGUGAUGAUUUAAAACGACUAGCGUUUGCGAAAUGUCUAAUUCGACUUGCUGUGAAGAAGAAGAGUCGUUUCCUCUCCACGAAUGUGUGUUUAUAGGAGAUGUACGUAAGCUGUCAUUACUGUUGAGGAACCACGAUGUGACGCGUAAGGACAAACAUGGAAACACAGCAUUACACCUGGCCGUAAUGCUGGGCCGUAAAGAAUGCGUUCAACUCCUCAUAGCGCAUAGUGCACCAGUUAAAGUAAAAAAUCUCGCUGGCUGGUCACCACUCGCAGAAGCUAUUAGUUAUGGCGACCGCCAAACCAUAUCAUCCCUUGUACGCAAGCUUAAACUACAAGCGCGCGAACAAAUGGAACAUAGAAGACCAGAUCUCAUCAGAGCACUUGCUCAAAUACAAGACUUCUAUAUGGAACUCAAGUGGGACUUUCACUCUUGGGUGCCACUAGUAUCUAGAAUAUUACCUUCUGAUGUUUGCAAGAUAUACAAAGCUGGCUCUGGAAUCAGAUUAGACACUACUUUAGUAGAUUUUAGCGACAUGAAAUGGGAAAGAGGAGAUAUAUCAUUCAUUUUCCAGGGAGAAAAACCACCAAGUGAAUCCUUAACAGUCUUAGAUAAUAAAGCCAAAGUAUAUCAACGGGUUAGAUAUGAGGAAACAGAAAAUGAAAUAGAGGAUGAAGUGGAUAUUUUAAUGUCAAGUGAUAUAUUGGCUGCACAGAUGUCGACCAAAGGUAUUGCAUUUUCAAGAGCCCAGUCAGGUUGGAUAUUUCGAGAGGACCGCAAAGAAACAGUAGCUGGUUUAUAUAAAAGCGACAUUUAUACAAUCACAGGUUUAGUUUUGGAAUCACGUAAAAGACGUGAACAUUUGUCUACUGAUGAUUUACAGAAAAAUAAAGCUAUCAUAGAAAGUCUCACUAAAGGUAAUGCACAUAAUUUAGAUACCAAUGGAGAACCAGCACGAAGAGCAUCAUUAAACCCACCUCCUGAAAGCAACGUAGACUGGGCAUCAUACAUAUCAUCUUCACCAGGUCAGUAUCCUGGUCUUGGUAGAGAAGUAGUAUAUAAGGAGUCAUCUAGGAAUUUUCGAGCCACAAUAGCCAUGAGUGAUGAUUUUCCUCUCAGUGUAGAGAUGUUGUUAAAUGUUCUAGAAGUGAUUGCACCAUUCAAACACUUUGCAAAGUUACGUCAAUUUGUUGCAAUGAAAUUGCCUAAAGGAUUUCCUGUUAAAAUUGAUAUACCUAUCUUACCCACUGUAACUGCAAAAAUUACAUUUCAAAAAUUUGAUUUUCGUGAUGAUAUUCCUGAAGAACUAUUCAUUAUACCUGAAGACUUUAUAGAAGACCCAUUACGGUUUCCUGACUUAUGACGCUUUGAUAUUCUAACACUGUUUGAAAUAAGUGAAAGACCGAUGAGGCGACGUGAGGAGAAACGUAGCCGGCGUCGCCUGGUUCGGGGAGCCCGCUGCAGACCAGUUUCUCAUGGUCUGCUCACCAUUGAAUUCCCCAUGCUGUUCGGCUUGGGUAGUUCCUAUUCCAGCCAUUGUGUCCUGUUUGUUGAAUAGCUAAAAUUAUUUGUAGGUGAAAUUGGUGGUGAAAUGUCAUGUAGUUGUUUGUGUUAAACAGUGUUAGAACAAAAAUCUGUGUUUGGAUAAUGCCCUUAGAAUAUUCAAUUGCUGAGACAACAAUGUGACACUAAAGUAUAACUUAAACAUUAAAAAUUUUACAAUUUUUUAAACAAUUACAAAUUCAUCCAAUAGUCAUAUAAAAUGUUGAUUAUUUGCUCAUUCACCAUGUCAUUACAUCCAGAUGGAAUUUAUUUUUUGUAUGUAUUGUUUUUAUUUAUUUUAAUUAUAUUUAAGUUACAUGUUUUGUAUUUGUGUUUAGUAUAUUGUUAAUAAUGUAUCAAAGUUAGGUAAAUGACACAAUAUACAUACAUACAUUAUUUAUUUGGCAUAAUUUAGUAAAGACGAAAGUAGUUAUUUAAAACUAUAACACAGGAUGAGUAAUUUUAUAUGGAAAUAUUUUUUCAU